AUGUCAAUUAGUUUAAUCAAUUUACAAGACAAUCAAGAAUUGCACUCACCCUGUAUUAUAGUACACGGUCAGAUCAAUAAUACCCAAGGUAAUUACACAGAAAAAAAUAUAGAAGGUUUCCAAGAAAUCGUAAUAUCAUCACUACAACUACCUCCAUUAAAAUAUCAAAUCAAUGCUAGACUAUUCAAAGCUACCAUCCAAUUAACCCCAGGUUUAAACAAUUUGCGGUUUACUUCCAAGAACUCAAAAACCGGUGAAAUUUUAUUGAAAAAUAUUGUCUGUCAAUAUGUUCCCCUACUACAAGACAUUCCAAUUCAUUUGUGUCUAUUAGUAGGCAAAGAUUCCAAAUACCUCUUUGAUUCACCAUCAACUAAAAUUGAUACACAGACCAACAACGGUUUGAAUGUAGCAAUUAAAAAAUUGAGAAUGGGUGCAAGGUUGAUGCAAGCAUACACGAACGAACAAAUGUAUCGUAACGGGUUUGGUCAAAGAACAUUCCAAUUUGUUGAGGAAUGGAAUACAGACUAUCUAUUCAAACAAUAUGGUCCGCAAGGUAAAUUAAGUAGCACUAUUAAAGUCCACAUUCUACAUAGUGAUAAAACCGUUAAAGAAUUGAGAGAUCCAAAUUUAGCCCAACAAAAUCCAAAAGGUACUAAUACUGGAGGCUUAUUCCCCAUUGCAAUGGAUGCAUUGCGUAAAUAUGAAAAUGGUAGACUGCUACAUGACAACGAAAAACCAUUACAGGCCGCAGUUAUGUUUUUAGACACCCAUUGGGAUAAGUCCUCCAAAUUACUUUUAACCCACGCUGCUCUAGGUGGUGGUACUGAAGAUAUCAAAUUGGCUAUUUUCGGUUCGCAUGGGUUAUACUCCUGGCCAACUUGUUAUGAAGAAAUCACUUCCAGUUUCACCGAUGAAAACACUGCUGGGAUUGGCGACUUGGUGGCUAACGAUAAUGGCGAAUGUGGUAGUUACUGGGAAUGUCUUUGCGUUACCUUGGGUGCGUUCAUGCAUGAAAUUGGUCAUUCUUUAGGUUGCCCUCACCAAGAAAGUGGUGUUAUGUUAAGAGAUUAUCCAGUUUUAAAUAGAAGUUUUUUAAGUAAAGAAGCUUAUUCUACAAGGAAAAAGAAUAAUGGAUUAACUCCACCUAUCUACCCUAAAGAUGAAUGUGCUUGGCAUAGACUAGAUUUAUUAAGGUUUUUAUAUCACCCAUCUUUUACUUUACCAAAAGAUUAUGAAGAUCCCUCAUUUAUGAGACCUGGGAAAUUAGCUCAAUUUAAUUAUGCGGCACCAACUUUACUUCCAGUCAAUUCACCUGGCUUGUUCACUUUGAAGUCACCAACUGGUAUUUAUUCCAUAGAAAUUAUUAGUGGUGAUAAAGAUGAUUUAGCACGCGGCUUUAUUGAGUACUUACCUGUGUCCGUCGGGGGCCAAGGCCCUCAACAGGAAAUUAUGAUUUCCAUAGAUGAUUUAAGGACCAGAUUGCCACCCGAUAAGAGAAAUGACACAAUAAGUCUACGAGUCUUGGCAGUUAAUUCACCACAGGCUGAAUUCAAAAACUUAAAGAAGUUAAGUGAACAAUCCUUUGUAAACUUAGGUUCUCCAUCAAUAACUGGUUUGAAAAGUGGCUGUUGCGGUAAUGGCACGGAUGGCAAGGAUCCGGGUGUUUUAACCAUUGACGUGGAAAGAUGCAUUGGUGUUAGAGUCUAUCAUGGUGGUGCUUUAGAUGGAAUUGGAUUUCAUUAUACUUCUAAUAAAGAACCCGAUUAUGUAUUUGGUAACAAAACUAAUAAUUUCACAACCGUUAUCUUUGAGCGUGCUGAUAAAUUAUUGGGGUUCAAUGUGAAAUGUGGGUGUUGGAUUGACGCUUUACAAGUAAUCACUGUUAAAAAAGGCGCUGUGACCCCUAUGCUAGGUAAUUGUAAUGGUGGUCACCAAGAGACUUUAAUUCCACCAACUGGACAUAGACUAUUGGGUGUUUAUGGUAGAAUUGGACAGUGGAUUAAUGGUAUCGGUAUAGUCUAUUCCGUUUAG
Molecule: messenger RNA, 2031 nt
Organism: Saccharomycodes ludwigii
Lineage: Eukaryota; Fungi; Ascomycota; Saccharomycetes; Saccharomycodales; Saccharomycodaceae
Product: putative metalloendopeptidase
Exons: 1
Coding region: 1-2031 (676 amino acids)
Cellular component (GO): cytoplasm
Source: RefSeq, a predicted model, not a curated record